AGCAUGAAUUAUUAUAAAAUUAAAUUAAAAAAAUAAGGGAAUAUAACGCCAACUUGCUGUCGAUUUUAUUAUGCGCUUUCUCUAUUUCACACUUGUCAUUUGGCCUUUUGUGCGCUUCGCUGUCAUCUGUUUUUGCUUCCAUUCAAGCUCUCUAGACUUUUUAAUAUGCAGUUUCAAACUCAUCGUUAGUUUCAAGCAACUCUCUGUUUCUUUGUUUUUUCAAAAGGUAGGUUAGACCUAAGUCCUAAAUCUGACGCUGAAAAGAAGAAAAGGCCAACUUUUUCAACUCGGUCCUUGACUAACUCACCGAGUCAAUUUGGCAAUUUAAAGGUGGUUCUAAUCCUGAUUUCCAUAGAACCAUAUGUUCUUAGAAGAAAAAAGAAGAAGAAGAAGAAGAAUCUGAGGAUUGAUGGGGAGUCUGGUGGAAGAGAUUGAACGCGAGCUAGAAUACAAUGGUGAGGUAACUGUAUUCGUUGCGGUGGGGAAGAGUGUGGAGAAGAGCAAAACGACGCUUUUUUGGGCGGUUCACAAUUUUCCCGGGAAAAGGAUAUGCGUGCUUCACGUUCACCAACCUACUCACGUACUUGCCUUGACGGAUGGAAAGCUUGCGCGUAAUAAGUUGAAACAGAAGGCAGUUGAGGCAUUCCAGAAACUUGAAAGACAAAAAAUGCAAGAACGCUUAGACGAAUAUCUUCUUAUUCUUCACCAUGCAGGGGUACAGGCAGAUACGGUAUGGAUAGAGAUGGACAGUGUUGAAAAGGGGAUUGUAGAAAUUAUAGCACUGCAUAGUAUUAGAUGGCUUGUGAUGGGGGCAGCAGCUGAUAAAUAUUAUUCAAAGAAACUAGUAGAACUAAAGUCCAAGAAAGCAAUCUUUGUAUGCCAAAAAGCACCAGUUUCUUGUCAUAUCUGGUUUACUUGCAAGGGUUGCCUCAUCUAUACUAGAAUAGAGAGAAAAGAUGGAUCUAAUAGAGAGAUUGCAACUCCUACGCCACCACUGAAUUCACCCCAAAGAACAGAGCAAUCGAAGCUCUUGCUGUCAGAAUCUGUACUUAGGAUGAGAUCUCUAGAUGUAGAGGAAGAUACAGACAUACGGGGAGGAAAAUUAAGGCCUAUUUCCUGGUAUUCAGAACAUCCAAACUUGUCUAGCAAUAGAAUGGUUGACACUUAUGGAUCAAUCCAGUUGCAGAUGGAUGAGGUCGAAGAAUAUCAAGGACAAGCGACUAAUGAAACUGCUCAACAACUAGAACUAUCCGCUAUGGAUGAUCAUAACUUAAAGCAGAAAGUAUUUGCAGAGACAGUGAAGCGAUGGAAUGAGGAAAAUGAUGCCUUGGAGGCUACAUGCAAGGCAAAGGCUUUAGAAGGCUUAUAUCUGAAGGAGAUGAGCCGAAGAAAAGAGAUGGAGGAAUUUCUUGAAAGAGAAAAGCAAGAAGUACAAAAGAUGAAGGAUCAGCGUGAUGAAUUUAAGAAAGAACUGCAGAUGGUUAAAGACCAGAGGGCAGUACUUGAGAGCCAAAUUGCCGAGUCCCAAUGCACAGUGGAGGAGUUGGAGGGGAAGAUAAUCUCAGCCGUGGAACUUUUGAUUAGUUUUAAGAAAAAGCGGGAUGACAUGCAGAUAGAGCAUGGAAAUGCCAUAAGACUAUUGAAAGAUUUAAGGCAAUUGGUAAAUGGUGAAGAUACAAGCUUUCCAGGGACACAAAUCCUUGAAUUUUCUUUCAUGGAGAUUAAUAAUGCCACUCGCAACUUUGAUCCAUCCUGGAAGAUUGGAGAAGGAAAAUAUGGAAGUGUAUAUAAGGGUCUCCUUCGCCAUGUGCAUGUUGCUAUAAAAAUGUUGCCCUCGUAUGGCUCUCAAAGUCUCUUAGAUUUUGAGAAGGAGGUAGAGAUAUUAAGUCGGUUGAGACAUCCAAAUCUGAUAACAAUAAUUGGAACUUGCCCAGAGUCUAGGUCACUUGUCUUUGAGUACCUCAGAAAUGGCAGUCUAGAAGACCGCCUUGCCUGCAAAAAUAACACUCCACCACUUCCAUGGCAAACUCGAACUCGCAUUGCUUCUGAGAUAUGCUCUGCCCUUAUCUUCCUUCACUCUAAUAAGCCUUGUAUCCCUCAUGGGAACUUAAAACCCUCUAAAGUCCUUCUUGAUGCCAAUUUUGUGUCGAAGCUCACUGACAGCGGCAUGUAUCGCUUGAUCCCACAUGGUGCAAGUACAGCUAAUUCUGUCUGGUCAUGUAUUAAGUCUAACCCUGAGAUUGCAUCUGUUUAUAUGGAUCCAGAGUAUCUUGAGAACGGAAAAGUCACUCGAGAAUCUGACUUGUACUCAUUUGGGAUGAUAUUGUUACAACUUUUGACUGGGAGACCAGCUUUGCAGAUCUUGAAAGAUGUAAAAUGCGCAAUAGAGACAGAAAACUUUAACGCUGUGUUGGACUGGUCAGCUGGGGACUGGCCAUUUGUAGAAACCCAACUGCUGGCUCACUUGGCAUUAAGGUGUUGUGACAAGCAGCCAUUGAAUCGACCAGACCUUGUGUCAGAAAUAUGGGGUGUGCUUGGGCCAAUGAAGGACUCAUGUAUCAACUCAGCAUCAUGCUUGUUGAGAGCUAAGGAGCUUCGUCGGAUCCCUUCUCACUUUGUCUGCCCAAUUUUUCAGGACGUGAUGAAAGAUCCACUCAUAGCCGCAGAUGGCUUCACAUAUGAGGCAGAUGCUAUUAGAGGAUGGUUAGAAAGUGGCCAUGACAGAUCACCAAUGACAAAUCUUAAGCUUGAACACUGCAAUCUGGUCCCUAAUUAUGCUCUUUAUCAGGCAAUUCAAGAGUGGCAACAACAAUAGUGAUAUAUAUAAUCUUGUUUUCAUUUCCUGUACAUACGAUGACCUUAUCCGUCACACCUUCAUACCUAUUCAACCACCAGAAUCAAUAAAAGUAUAGCAUACUCAUAGUCUCAUGUACAGCUCAAGGGAUUUCAGUGUCAUUGCAUCAAAAGUUUCACUUCACCUAUUCCUCAUAGAAAUGUUUCAGUUUUCUCCAGGACUGGGAUGCUUGUACAAUUUUGACACUCAGUUGAGGGAAGUACAGGAUGGACUUGAGUGCUCCAAUUAACCUUCAACGCCGUUGGACUAUUUUGAAAGUCACAGGUGAAACUUCAUAUAGAAGUAACACUAGAGUGUUGCCCAAAUGAUGCAUAGGCCUUUUUUAUUUAUUUUUUAUUUUUAUAUUUGUAUAAAAGGAAAUAAUUUAAGAAAUGCUUUAUUUACAAUACAAUCGGAGUUAUUAACACUUGACUAUUGUUAAUUUGGCAUCAUCUCGAAUCACAUAUGAGCAUUUGAGAAUGGGAUAUAUUUGCUCGAUAUUAUAUGAAGUGAUG
Molecule: messenger RNA, 3348 nt
Organism: Durio zibethinus
Lineage: Eukaryota; Viridiplantae; Streptophyta; Magnoliopsida; Malvales; Malvaceae
Product: U-box domain-containing protein 32
Biological process (GO): protein phosphorylation; protein ubiquitination
Molecular function (GO): ubiquitin-protein transferase activity; ATP binding; protein kinase activity
Source: RefSeq, a predicted model, not a curated record